UUGGAAACGGUCGUGCGCCACUGUGCAGUGAGAAUUAUUAUUCACGUCUCACACGGCAACAGCCGUUGUGUGAUAGCCAAUAGUUUCGAACAACUCAUAGUAAACGAGUUGUUAGCGUUUAUUGAAAAUGCCAACGACACAAUGGACGAAGUCAGCAUUCUGCAGAUCUGCAAGUCGAACUUCAAGGAGGAUGAGAUUUGCAGUGGCAAGGUACUGUUAUUCCGGUAUGUCGGGAAGGCCGACAAGAUGCCAUCACGACGGAGGGAUGGUACUGAGAAGACUGUGCAGGAUAUCAUCACCCUGCUGAAGGAAACCGAUCCAGACGACGAGCCUACAUUCGUGGCGAAGGAGCUGCACAAGCUGCCCCCCGUCACGUUCGACCACGUCGACGUCACCAGGCUGUUGAAGGAUAUUAACUUCCUGAAAGCGAGCUUGGCCGAUGUAGUAAACAAGUUAGAGUACUCAAACAACACCAUCGGUGAGUUGCGGGCUCAGGUAGCGUUAUUCAGUAACGCUGUCAGUGCAAGUAGGUCAGCCGAGGCCUCUAACGUGAACACACGUCGUGGGGCGCAAAAUGCAUCCGUCGGCAGUAUAGAGUCGAUGCCUACUAGUGCCGCCGUUACCGCGCGCGAUUUCCCGCGCCCGACCGUCGCCGCCUGCCCCUCUGCCUCGCCGGAAAAGUCACGUGCAUGCACGUCUACACAGCAACGUGCUUACGCAGCUGCUGCCGCCAGCCAGCCUGUCGAUGUUCAAGCAAAAGAGAAGAGUAGCAAUCCCUGUGUCCAACGUGUUACUCCGGCUGCAUCACAAAAUCAGAUUUGCGACGAAGAGGGCUUCAUCAAGGUGGAAAGGAAGAAGAAGAAGCCCGCUCGCCGCAAUUUGUGUGGUGUUGCCCCGACUGGACCGAACAACCUGCUGCGUCCUGCAAUACCGACGACGCCGCUAUACGUGUCCCGACUGCAUUACUCUACGAAGGAAGAGGAGAUCGUGGAGUACCUGCGGAUAAAGACCAAGUUCUCCCUGAGAGUCGUACGGUUGGAGUCCCGUCACAAUGUGAAUUUUAAUUCAUUUGUGGUGAGGGUGCCGACUGAACAUCUGGCGACUUUCAUGAAGGAGGAUCUUUGGCCGAAAGGUGUAGUGUUCUGGUGCUUCCGAGGUCGGUUACCUGACACCACUUCGCGUCACACGUCGCCAUCUAUACGUGUUAGUAAAGUGUUUUUAUAUCUGUAUGUAUGUUAG
Messenger RNA from Chilo suppressalis (striped riceborer), 1239 nucleotides. The record is from the annotation of a GenBank genome assembly. NCBI's taxonomy places the organism in Eukaryota, Metazoa, Arthropoda, Insecta, Lepidoptera, Crambidae.